AAAAUAUUAAAAACUAUACAUAUGUUUUUUAAAUGUUGUUUUUUUUAACGGGUUUUAAUAGGUGGUAUAAUGUGUGGCUCGUGUAGGAAGACAAUUUCAGUCUUGGGUGAAAUGCGGCCUUCACCUGAGGUUCGUCCCGUACACGUCGCGGUGACUGAAAUAGCUGACUUCCCGCCCUUGCCACACAUUGUACCACCUAUUAAAACAAGUUAGUAAAUCACUUUAUUUCAUUACCACUACCACAUAUCUACGUAGACCUUCGGUCUAUCACGUGAUAUAUAGCUGUAUAUGGAUAGCUGGUAGGAGGAACAUAAUAUUAUGAACAUCGGCGCUAUACCACCAUAAAGUUGUAUGGGUAUUAUCGUCUUUUAUAAUAUAGUGUUAUCUUAUGAAGUUAAAAAUUAAUAAAUUUUCUACAGAUAUUGUCAGUGAUUAAUAUAUAUCAUAUAAUUACAGUAUAUUUUAAUUCCUACAUGUUCGAAUUUGUACGGUUUAGUGUAUAGUGACGUUAAUUUUGUAUACCUAACUUGUGUGUAAGCAUUUAAGGUUUAUAUAUUAAAAUAUAUUUGCUUUAGUCUCAGCUCACCAUUUUUUAGCUAAUCUAACCUAACCUAACCAUGAAGGUGACCUAUUCCUGGAUAAUAUAUUCAUGUUUAAUUUUUGCCCUGAAAGCAUGAUAUCUGAUACACAUUCAAUGCCCAGGCCUAACCGCUGGACCUGUGACUUAUUUGUGCUGUAUAUAUUAUAUUAAAGAGUGUAGAGGUAAGAAAAUUUGCAUUUUACAUAAUAUAUUGGCUUACACAAGAGUUCUGUUUCACAAACAGAAAAGUAAUUUAAAAAAUAAAUUUUUAACGGGCUUGGCAAAUUUACUUUUUUAUACUUAAAAAAAUAUUUUAUUUCAGAUUCUGAGCGGCUCCGAUGAAUAUAUCGAUUUUACAAAGAUAACGAUCCAGCAUUAUGUGUGACAGAAAACUCGAAAAACGACAAGCUGUAUCAUCUUGCUCAGUAGACGAUGAGGAUAAGUUUCAUUGUUCAAAUGGACUGUGUAUCGAAUGGUCGUGGGUCUGUGAUGACCGUAAGGAUUGUUCAGAUGGUUCAGACGAGACCAAAGAGUUAUGUGCUCGAUAUGAGUAUGGAACGAAUAUGACCACAAAUUGUGGUAGAGUGUAUGUCAAAAACGACGAAUUUAUCGACAAUGGUGAAAAAUCACUUGUAACAUUACCUUGGAAUGUUGGAAUAUAUCAAUUAAAUAAAACGAAUUCCAAUUAUGACUUGAUAUGUUUAGGAUCAAUUAUUUCUGUAAAUGUAGUAAUUUCUGCGGCAAAUUGUUUUUGGCAAGAAGAUAUGUUAUCCAAGCAAAUAUCGAUAAACGACAGUCUAUACAAAUUUACCGUUGGAAAGUAUGAUAGAAAUUUUACAAUUAUUAACAAUGACUUGACUCAAAUAGUGAAAGGAGAAAUGGUUUACCUAAAUAAAGGUUUUAAUGGACUUGAUGGGUUAUAUGCUGAUGACAUUGCUGUUAUUGUGUUAGCAAACAAAGUUUCGUUUAGUAAUGGUGUGGUACCUGUUUGCAUCGAUUGGAAGAGUAAAUAUAAUGUAAAGAAUGGAGAUCAAGGAAGGGAUGUUGUUCAGGACAUGGAAAAUGGCUCAAGUCCUGUUUUAUUAGAAAGAUUUUUUAAAUAUUUCGACAUUAAAACUUGUCGAACAAUAAAUGCGCUCGAUUUUAAUCAAUAUGUGACUUUUGAUAAGUUUUGUACUGAAACUAAAUUGGGACAAAUGAAUCUUGACGAUUCCGGAAGAGGAAUAAGCUUUAUACACUUAAAUUCAUAUUAUUUAACCGGUAUAAUAAGUGUCAUUAUUAAUUUGCCUACUUCUACAGUCAUAGCUUGUACAGACGUUAUAUACCAUAUUCAAUGGAUUCGUGGAAUUUUAAACAAACAUUUCACAGUGAGUUCAUGCGUUUUACCAACCGCCAAAGGAGUCGUUUAUUCGUAUGAAGGUUCUAAUGAAAUAUUAUAUCCCGGGACGUUAAUUAAUCAUAACCUGACUGUUAUUGAGAACUGUGAAAUUGGAUAUUAUAAAACUUAUACCAAUGGUUCUAGGUUUUGUAUGGGAAAAGGAAAAUGGCUCACUAAUUUUGAGAAAUUGUGUUUGAAAAUGUGUCCACCUCUAGAAUCAAAUAGCUUAGAUGUUAUAUGUAGUCAUAAAGGUAAGUAUGUUAAUUGUUCAAGUCCAUCGAUACCCGAUACAAUAGCAACACCAUCAUGUAAGCCAACAUAUACUGCACCAAAUGGACAAGAUGAGACUCCGCUUGAAUUAUUAUGUCAAUCUAAUGGAACGUGGAAUAAUCAACUAUAUAAAUGCAAUCCAUAUUGUGGAAGAGUAUUUAUAAAAAAUCAAUUAUUGAUCGAAAACGGUGAAAAUGCAACUGUUGGAACAGCACCUUGGAAUGUUGGAAUAUAUCAAUUAAAUAAAAAAAAAUCUAAUCAUGACUUGAUUUGUGGAGGAUCAAUCAUUUCUCCAAAAUUAGUCGUUUCUGCGGCUCAUUGUUUUUGGCAAAAAGGCAUGUUAUCUAGGAAAAUAUCAAUAAACGAUGGUCUAUACAAAAUCGCUGUUGGAAAAUAUGCAAGAAAUUUUACAGUUAUUGACAAUGACUUUACACAAAUAAUUAAUGUAGAAACUGUUCACCUGAAUGAAGGUUAUUAUGGACCACUUGGGUUUCAUGCUGAAGAUAUAGCUAUUAUUGUUUUACAAAACAGAGUUUCUUUUAGUAAUGGUGUAGCACCUGUUUGUAUCGAUUGGAAUGGUAAAUACAAUGUUGUCAACGGUGAUCAAGGAAAGAUUGUUGGUUGGGGAGAAACGGAAAAAGGCAUUUCAAGUCCUAUUUUAUUAGAAGCUUCUUUGCCAUACAUCGACCGUGGUUCUUGCCGGAAUUUGUAUUCAAAUGGAUUUGAAUCAUUUGUGACUGUUGGUAAAUUUUGUGCCGGUUCUGCAUUAGUUUCAGGACAAGGAUUGGGUAAGGGAGAUAGCGGCGCAGGCUUAAGCUUUUUACACUCUAAUUUGUAUUAUUUAACCGGAAUAGUGAGUAUAAAGGAUCCAAAUACAGAAAACUCAAUAGCUGUUUUUACAGAAAUUAAAUAUCACAUUCAAUGGAUCCGUGGACUGUAUAAUAAACAUAAUUAAGUUAUAUAUAUAAAUAUAUAAUUAUAGUAGUUUUAUGAAAAUAAUUGAUUAGAAUUGUAGAUGAAAUCAAUAUUUGUAUUAAUAAUUUUUCUAGUUAUCUAUGUGUAACAAUAUUCAACUGUUUAUACAAUUGUCAUUAAAAUUAAACAUAAUAGGUACAUAUUAUGCCACAAUACAUAGGUAGUACCUAAUAAGCAUUAUAUUAUGUAUAAUUAACACAU
Messenger RNA from Acyrthosiphon pisum (pea aphid), 3404 nucleotides. RefSeq names its product modular serine protease. Bases 958 to 3183 code for a protein of 741 amino acids. NCBI's taxonomy places the organism in Eukaryota, Metazoa, Arthropoda, Insecta, Hemiptera, Aphididae. The transcript has 16 exons. The record is from RefSeq and is a predicted model, not a curated record. Gene Ontology annotation, biological process: proteolysis. Gene Ontology annotation, molecular function: protein binding; serine-type endopeptidase activity.